AUGCAAGCAGCAGACCCUCCUUUCGGAACAUCUGAGCUCGGCUUUCUCAGAGUCCACUCCAACGACGAAAGCGAAUUCGUAGGAAGCUCAAGUGGUGUCUUCUUUGUCAAUACCGUGCGCCAGGCAUUUACGAAAAGUCUGAGACCUUUGGAAACAGGGGCGGCACCAGGAUUUCCCACACCGGAAGAUACAUUAGUUGGGUCACCAAAGCCGAGCAGCGUGGGUAACGAUGAUGGUAGAGAUCCAAGCAGACUUCUAGAACUCCGGGCGAAGUGGACUUAUGACCCUCAAAUUGCGCGGUAUCUCGGAGAGGCACCAGGACUAGAGGUUGCAAGCCAACUGAUGAUGAUAUAUUUUGAAAGAUGGCACCCUAUUUUCCCUGUCCUGCACGGCCCUUCAUUUUUAAUGACAAUGGAAGCAUUCUAUUCGGAGACCCGCACCAGCGGUGAAGGAGAAGUAUCAAAGCAUCACAGAGCUUGUUGGACGGCAAUAUUUCAGGGUGUUUUCAAUAUAGCGAGUAUCCUCCGACCAGAUCUGCAACUUGCACACAAGUCAAAGAUUAUAUCUGCCGCUGAUGCAGUCCAGCUGGCCAACGUGCUUCUUAAUCGCCAUGACAUAUUGUCCUUUCAAGCUAUUCUAGCUAUACAGUUAUAUCUCAUCGCUAGCAUGUCUCUUCGCAGCGCAUCUCUACUCGGUGGGACUAUUCUACGAGCAAUUCUUCACGCAGGGUAUCAUCGCUGUCCCUAUCGCUAUGAAGAAUUCGAUGUAUAUGAUCGUUUUUUGCGAAAACGUAUAUUCUGGUCUUUCUAUGCUAUUGAUAGGUAUCUAAGCCAGGCGCUGGGCCUACCUCUUGGUAUACAAGACUCUGAUAUCGACGUAUGCCUUCCUGCAGUCGUCGACUGUCAUAAACCAGGAAAUCCUCUUCCGCUUCCAUCGAUGUCUCCAGGUAGGGCAGCGGAGGGACCUUCUGAAAUAGCAGGCAGCAGUACACUUCAGCACAGCUUAGUGGAUCAGUGGUCUAUUGAGAACUCAUAUAAUGGAAUAUCACCGAGGCGAGAAAUUACGUUGGCAGCCUUUGUCUUUUAUGGAAGACUCACUGGCAGGGCCCUAGAAUUGUUUCACAAGUCCAUUCAUGCCCGCAAGGUUCCCCGAGACGCUGUUUCAUGGCUCGUAUCCGAUGUCUUUAGAUGGUGGAACGGCCUUGCAAGCAAUUUAGAGCAUGUUGCUGGAAGGAAUUCAACGGUUUCGACUGAAGAUUUCUCCCCAAAAAUAGGUCCUCUUUUUUUCGUCCUCUACAAACAUCUUAUCCUCUGCAUUAAUCGCCCAUAUCUAUCGCGUGAGCCUUCAUCAUCGGGUUUUUCCUCUGGUCUUCAGAUGUGUCUCGAAGCUGCGAAAAGUAUCCUGUCGUCACUCAAGACGCAGCUCUCAAAGGAGCAGGAUUUCUUCUGGCCCGGUCUCUUAUCUGCAGCUUAUAUGGCAGGGUUGGUAAUUGCAUUUGCAUGCCAAUUGGGGCAGUAUUCUAUCUUCAAUGGUUGUCAGGAAAUCAGCGACUGCCUCGACAUUUUGCAGGCCAUGUCUCGACAGUGGGAGAUCGCAAAACACUGCCACACGGCAUUGUCAAUAUUACUCAAGAAUAUACAGCGGCAGGGCAGAGAUCGCGAAUCUUCCAGCUCGAAACGCCUUCAUCAGCCAAAUUCUCAAUCUACUCAGCCCAAGCGGCGCAGUAAAAGGCGGAAGAAAACCUCUGCUGAUCAUGAAGACGAUCAUACAGCAUCUCAGUCAUAUGACAAUGCCAAUUAUCAAGCUCAGGAAACACGAAAUGCCACGACAGCCGUGGCACAACAAUCCACCGAAAUAUCAUCUAAUAAUAUAUCCAAUACGCUCCACGUCUCUUCGGAAUCUGCUCAACUAUACCAGCCGCCAACAGACAGCAAUAACAUCAGUUCCUUCGAAGACGUUACACUCGCAGUGCCCAUGAUAAAUGACUAUUUCAACAUCGAAGGAAUACAAUCACCCGACGAAUCAUCCUUUUUUACGACAAACUUCGAUCUUAACAUGACGGAUCUUUUCCAAAACUCGACGUGGGAUCCAAAGCUUUUUGAUGCAUUUAAUCAGGGAUGAGCAAGAAGAAAAGAAAAUGGCUAAAUCAAG
Molecule: messenger RNA, 2151 nt
Organism: Talaromyces stipitatus ATCC 10500
Lineage: Eukaryota; Fungi; Ascomycota; Eurotiomycetes; Eurotiales; Trichocomaceae
Product: fungal specific transcription factor, putative
Exons: 2
Coding region: 1-2121 (706 amino acids)
Biological process (GO): DNA-templated transcription
Molecular function (GO): zinc ion binding; DNA binding
Source: RefSeq, a predicted model, not a curated record